AUGCCGGUAAAAGAGCUUAUUGUUACUAGCAGGGGCUCAGCACGGGGGAAAUUGGGAAGCGCGGGGACGAAAGAACCGUGUUGUCCAAUGGCGACUCAGAUCGCGCUCUGUACAGCCUACCAGAGAGGGAAGAGGCCGCUCUGCACUUCAGGUUGCUCCUGCGGGCUUAAGUCUCAGGGUUCUGUUCAAGCCUCAGGGCCGGGCGCGAAGAAAGCAGUUCUGGGGCCAUUGGUUGGAGCAGUGGACCAGGGUACCAGCUCGACACGUUUUUUGGUUUUCAAUUCAAAAACAGCUGAACUUCUUAGUCAUCAUCAAGUAGAAAUAAAACAGGAAUUCCCAAGAGAAGGAUGGGUAGAACAAGACCCGAAGGAAAUCCUGCAGUCUGUUUAUGAAUGUAUAGAGAAAACAUGUGAGAAACUUGGACAGCUCAAUAUUGAUAUUUCCAACAUCAAAGCUAUUGGUGUCAGCAACCAGAGGGAAACCACAGUAGUCUGGGACAAGCUAACUGGAGAGCCGCUCUACAAUGCUGUGGUGUGGCUUGACCUAAGAACCCAGUCUACUGUUGAGAAACUUAGUAAAAGAAUUCCGGGAAAUAAUAACUUUGUCAAGUCCAAGACAGGCCUUCCACUUAGCACUUACUUCAGUGCAGUGAAACUUCGUUGGCUCCUCGACAAUGUGAAAAAGGUCCAAGAGGCUGUCGAAGAAAAUAGAGCUCUUUUUGGGACCAUUGAUUCAUGGCUUAUUUGGAGUUUAACAGGGGGAAUCAAUGGCGGUGUUCACUGUACAGAUGUAACAAAUGCAAGCAGGACGAUGCUUUUUAACAUUCAUUCUUUGGAAUGGGAUAAAGAGCUCUGCGAAUUUUUUGGAAUUCCAAUGGAAAUUCUUCCCAAUGUUCGGAGUUCUUCUGAGAUCUAUGGCCUAAUGAAAAUCUCUCAUAGCCUGAAAGCUGGGGCCUUGGAAGGUGUGCCAAUAUCUGGGUGUUUGGGGGACCAGUCUGCUGCUUUGGUGGGACAAAUGUGCUUCCAGGAUGGACAGGCCAAAAACACGUAUGGAACAGGGUGCUUCUUACUGUGUAACACGGGCCAUAAGUGUGUAUUUUCUGAACAUGGCCUUUUGACAACCGUGGCUUAUAAACUUGGCAGAGACAAACCUGUGUAUUAUGCAUUAGAAGGUUCUGUAGCUAUAGCUGGUGCUGUAAUCCGCUGGCUAAGAGACAACCUUGGAAUUAUUAAGUCCUCUGAAGAAAUUGAAAAACUUGCUAAAGAAGUAGGUACUUCUUAUGGCUGCUACUUUGUUCCAGCAUUUUCAGGGUUAUAUGCACCUUAUUGGGAGCCUAGUGCAAGAGGGAUCAUCUGUGGACUCCUCAGUUCACCAAUAAAUGUCAUAUCUUUUGCUGCAUUAGAAGCUGUUUGUUUCCAAACCCGAGAGAUUUUGGAUGCCAUGAACCGUGACUGUGGAAUCCCACUCAGCCAUUUGCAGGUAGAUGGAGGAAUGACCAGCAAUAAAAUUCUUAUGCAGCUACAAGCAGACAUUCUGUAUAUUCCAGUAGUGAAGCCCUCCAUGCCUGAGACAACUGCUCUAGGAGCUGCCAUGGCAGCUGGGGCUGCAGAGGGGGUUGGUGUCUGGAGUCUUGAACCUGAGGAUUUGUCAGCUGUCACAAUGGAGCGGUUCGAACCUCAGAUCAAUGCUGAAGAAAGUGAAAUCCGUUACUCCACCUGGAAGAAAGCUGUGAUGAAGUCCAUUGGUUGGGUUACAACUCAAUCUCCUGAAAGUGGUGACCCUAGUAUCUUCUGUAGUCUGCCUUUGGGCUUUUUUAUAGUGAGUAGCAUGGUAAUGUUAAUCGGAGCAAGGUACAUCUCAGGUAUCCCAUAAAUAAUACCACCUCAUGGAAUCCCAAGAUGCAAGCCCUUUAACGUGAUAUGAAAAUCUGACUAUUCUGUUUCAUAAUCUAAUGAUACUAUUAAUAGACUCUGAUUUUUGCCCAUAAAGCACUCGCUGCAUGAUCCUCCAAGCAGACCUAUGGCUUGAAACAAAGAAAAUGCAGCAGAAAGAAUCCUCCAGAAACAUUUAAUAUUUUUUUUUGAUAUUGACAGUUAAGAUUGGGUCAGGGACCCCUGCCUCCACUCUCAUGCUGCCCUAUACUAUUCCCCUUAAGAUCUAGGAUGAAUUUGUAUCCUGUCCAUUGAAAUGUGUCAUCCAGUAUAUUCCAGAUGCUGCUGGCCUAGACGUGUCUGAGGAAGGGGUUGUUACUCACCUCUUCAAAAUGAGUGGAUUCCUGCUUGUUUGCUUUUAACAGCUCAGAUAUCUUUUCUACAUAUUAGAAGACCACACCACCACUGGAUAUUUCAAUGGAAACGUCUAAAGCAUUAUUGGAUAAUAACUUGCUAUUCUUGUUGCUUAGACAUUUUCUGUACAGUGUUUGCCAAAAUUGAAAAUUUUCAGGUGUUUUACACUGUCUCACUAAUUGUCACGGCUUCAUGGCUUUCUGUCUGGAUCUUACAGGGAUAGAUAGAAUACUUUCUUUUUCUGCUUUUUUUUUCAUUCCUCCUUUCUAUAUUUUUACUCUGUAUGUAUAACAUACAUACCUAUAUAUUUUAUAUGCUGAGGGUAGCCCAUUUUUAAAUUAAGAGCACAUUAUAUUCAGUAAGUUAUAAGAGGGCUGGUCUUAAGUGGACUACUAUGUAUAUAAAUUUGAGGAGGGCAAGCUGUACACAUUUUUGGGCAACGGUUAUGCAUAUUAUUUACCAGAAGAAAAUUUUCUUAUCAUGAAUUUGAAAUUUAAGUAUGUAUUCAGUAUCAAUAAAAUAAAAUGUACUAUAUUGUAAUUUCAACUAUAUUUCUUAUAUUCUACCAUUUAAUUAUCUCAGCUGGAAGAAAAGUAACUGUGGCAUGUAACAGUAAAUAUUCUUCUCAAAACAUGAUUCUAGUCCAAAUAAAAAUUUUUCUUUGAAUUUAUGUUUUCCAUAUUUGAGCUCCUAUUGAGGAAUUAUCAAAUUCAAAAGCUAAGUAGAAAAAUAUGUGUGAAUAAAGCCAAUAAUAUCUCCCAAAUGUUAUUACCCAUUAAUAAGAUAUUCUUAUUUUCUGGUAUGAUAUAAAAUUAUCUCUACUUAAUGUCAUAACUGGCCAAAAAAAACCCAGCUAUCAUUGCAAAUGCCUCCCAGUGAAACCAAUAACUUCUCAAAUAUUUAGAAUUAUUGGUUAUAACUCACUAACCUAGUUUCCUAACAUCAAUUUAAAAUGUGAUUUAUAGUAAAGAAAUAAAAUGAUGCUUUCUAAUUAUUUUGUUUUGUCCUUUUGGAAUGGAAAAUAUUGAUAUAUUAAUAGAAAAAGUUUUAUUUGGAAUUAAUGGUAGAUUAUAUUUCUUGUUCUGAUUGUGCUGCUCCUAAUGAUUGAAUUUGCUGGAUUUUUACUGAUACAGCUGCCACUUAAGUGACAUAAAUAUAGAAAGGUACUGUGAAAUUAUUAUGGCAGUGAUACUUUUAAGCUUAGCUAUAUUUCUACAAAGGCAGAUUGAGUUCAUUGUAAAUAAUUGUGUGAAUCACUGUUCCAGUAAUUUUAAAAUAACAUUAACUUUUCUACAAAAUGGAAGAUUUAUAAAUGUUGGAAAUUGUACCCAUUGACAAUUAAUGGUAAAUUUACUUAAAAUAAAUUUACCUCUUAUUUCUUAUUCGCAUUUCUCAUUUCCAGAUGAAAGUUCAGUAAACAGAGAUGUUUCAGCAGACACAAGCCACCUUUUAACACUUGUUCACAUGCACCGAGGAGAUAAUUAGCAGCAGAAGUGGUUUCUGGAAUGAUAAACACCUUUAACCAUUCAGAUAGAACAGACUAAACAGUUUCUACCUCAACAUUUUCAGAAAAUCCAUUUUCGAGGCCCAAGGCCAUUAUCAGUAGAGUCUUACUAGCUGAGACCAACAUAUCUGUAGGCUUCAUCUUACACCUCACCUCUGUCUACCUGAGUUAGUCAAGGAGGUCUGAACACGACUGCUAACACUAUUGCUCUUUCAUGGUAAUGCCAACAUCUCCACAUUUUGUUCUCCAAUUGAUCCAUAAAACAAAUAGUGCAUUAAUGCUUCUUCACUGGUAUUCUUGUUUUUUUGAGGCAGGGUCUUGCUAUGUAGUCCUGCCUGUCCUGUAACUCACUAUGUAUACCAAGCUGGCCUUGAAUUCAUAGAGUUCUGCCUGCCUCUGUUUCUUCCAACUGCUGGAAUUAAAGACAUAUGCCACCAUGCCCAACAUCAAGAGCGUCAAGUCUUUUUAAAAUUUUCUUGUGGAGUAUUAAAAUUAAGUAGCUUUUACAUUUUC
Messenger RNA from Rattus rattus (black rat), 4302 nucleotides. RefSeq names its product glycerol kinase (gene Gk). The transcript is spliced from 22 exons. Gene Ontology annotation, biological process: glycerol-3-phosphate biosynthetic process; triglyceride metabolic process; glycerol metabolic process. Gene Ontology annotation, molecular function: glycerol kinase activity. Gene Ontology annotation, cellular component: mitochondrion. NCBI's taxonomy places the organism in Eukaryota, Metazoa, Chordata, Mammalia, Rodentia, Muridae. The coding region runs from base 1 to 1872 and encodes 623 amino acids. The record is from RefSeq and is a predicted model, not a curated record.